Molecule: messenger RNA, 555 nt
Organism: Danaus chrysippus (African queen)
Lineage: Eukaryota; Metazoa; Arthropoda; Insecta; Lepidoptera; Nymphalidae
Source: the annotation of a GenBank genome assembly
AUGUCUGUUUCAAACGCAUUUGAAGUUAGCAAGAUAGUCCCAGAUGUCAUCCCGAUUGCCCCCAAGGAAUUGAUUGAGCUGAAAUAUAACAGCGGUGUCUCCGCUAACUUGGGCAAUGAACUUGCUCCGACAAAAGUAAAGGACCAGCCUUCUGUCUCCUACAAAGCUGAUCCUAAUGCGUUCUACACUUUAGUAUUCACUGAUCCGGAUAAUUACGAUGGUCCUGAGUUAGUCUACCGUGAGUGGCAUCAUUGGCUGGUAGUCAACAUUCCCGGAAGUGACGUCGCCAAGGGUGAGGUGCUGUCAGGCUACAUCGGUUCCGGUCCCCCGGAAGGCACCGGCAUCCACAGAUACGUGUACAUCCUGUACAAACAGCCUGGAAAACUCGAGUUCGACGAAAAGAGGCUUGACAACAAAUCGAUUGACGGACGCGCCGCCUUCUCCACGAAGAAGUUCGCUGAAAAAUACAACCUCGGUGCACCAGUCGCUGGCAACUUCUACAGGGCACAGUUUGACGACUAUGUGCCACUUCUAUACAAGAGUUUGGGAGUUUAA